Molecule: messenger RNA, 943 nt
Organism: Lampris incognitus (smalleye Pacific opah)
Lineage: Eukaryota; Metazoa; Chordata; Actinopteri; Lampriformes; Lampridae
Gene: sox21b
Product: SRY-box transcription factor 21b
Exons: 2
Coding region: 200-943 (247 amino acids)
Biological process (GO): cell differentiation; anatomical structure morphogenesis; regulation of DNA-templated transcription
Molecular function (GO): RNA polymerase II cis-regulatory region sequence-specific DNA binding; DNA-binding transcription factor activity, RNA polymerase II-specific
Source: RefSeq, a predicted model, not a curated record
AGUGAACUGUGUGCGAUCUCUCCUGGUAGGAAAAAAAAAAAAACCCCGUCCCCAUGGGCUUGUUGUGCUGCUGUCUGCUGUCUAUUUGCAUGAUAUUUUUCUAUUCAGUCUUAUCAUCGGCGCGCUGUGAGGUGGGAAGUGCUGGCUCCCUCUCAGAGGCUGGACCCGGGUUUUAUCGGCAGCAAAACGUCGUGCCGAUAUGUCUAAACCCAUGGAUCACGUCAAACGCCCGAUGAACGCUUUCAUGGUGUGGUCCCGAGCCCAGCGGAGGAAGAUGGCCCAGGAGAACCCCAAAAUGCACAACUCCGAGAUCAGCAAGCGGCUGGGCGCGGAGUGGAAGCUGCUCACCGAGUCGGAGAAGAGGCCCUUCAUCGACGAGGCGAAGCGGCUGAGGGCCAUGCACAUGAAGGAGCACCCAGACUACAAGUACCGGCCGAGGCGGAAGCCCAAGACGCUGAUGAAGAAGGACAAGUUCUCCUUCCCGGUGCCCUACAACCUCGGGGAGCACGAGGCGCUCAAAGUCAGCGGGCUGACGGGCGGAGCGCUGUCCGAGUCCCUCAUCGGCAACCCGGACAAGGCGGCGGCGGCGGCGGCGGCCGCGGCCGCCAGGGUCUUCUUCAACCCGUCCAUGUCGGCGAACCCCUACUCCUUUUUCGACCUGGGAUCCAAGAUGAGCGAGCUUUCGCCCCCCUCGUUCCCCUACGCGUCGCCGCUGGGCUACCCGGGCGGCGCCACGGCGUUCUCCGGAGCCGGCGCCGUCACCGGGGGCGCGCACACGCACACGCACUCGCACCCGUCGCCGGGGAACCCGGGCUACAUGAUCCCCUGUAACUGUACGGCGUGGCCCUCCGCGGGGCUCCAGCCGCCGCUGGCCUACAUCCUGCUCCCGGGGAUGGGCAAACCCCAACUUGAACCCUACCCCGCAUACGCCGCGGCGUUAUGA